Helobdella robusta is the source of this 189-nucleotide messenger RNA. RefSeq lists its product as hypothetical. The transcript has a single exon. Lineage: Eukaryota; Metazoa; Annelida; Clitellata; Rhynchobdellida; Glossiphoniidae. The record is from RefSeq and is a predicted model, not a curated record. The annotation marks the transcript as partial.
GAAAAAGAUCUGGAAAACAUGCCCAUCAUUCGAUACGAAGGAGAAGACUGCAACGAAGACAGUUGCAAUAUUUGUCUUGGCCAAUAUAAGAGAGGUGACGCUUUGAAACGUUUGAAUUGCAAGCAUGAAUAUCAUUCCGGUUGCAUCAAUGUUUGGUUGAAGCGCAAUAUUACCUGUCCCAUGUGCAGG